AUGCGCACUCUGUUUUUUUGCUUCCGGCCGGUGUCUGUUGCGCGCGAGUUGGUGGGCAAGGCCUUACCUCAAGGUUCACAGUCCACAGGUUCGUCCAUCAAGGUUCGCCCGGCGUGGCGUCGUGAUUGGAUCACGACGCGUGCGCGCCCACGCGUCCACACGCGUCCUUCUUCGUCGCCGCUCGUCGCCCAGUCGUCGUUCGUCCGUCGUUCGUCCGCCGUUCGUCGCCAGUCGUUCGUCAAUGCAGAACGACUGUGCUCCCUCGACCACGUGAGUGGCCGCUCGGGCUGCCCGACCCAGCGGGCUUGGCGCACGCGGAUAGUCGCGGGUGCCGACGCCGUGCGCGCGCAGACCCGGGGUACCCUCCGGGCUCGGAUGUGGUCUCAGGAUGCCGAUGCAGGCACGCGCACCUCGAGGCCGCGAGAAGCCUCUCGAGCCGCACUUGGGCGACUCACGGUGGCUGCUGCUGAUGCUGCUGGUAUCGGCGCGCAUGCAACAUACCCGCCGGCGAGGGCAGGCGCGUACGCGCCAGAUCCCACCCUAUCAAGUCGAGUCAUUCCAUCGUAUUGGCAUCGCGCGAGACGAGAUCUGGGACCCGUGAUGGGUCCCUUCGCGCUUGCUGGGCCCCCCUCUCCCCUCACUCCCCUCGAUCUCUAUUCCGCUUUCUCUCUUUGGCUCGCGUCGCGGGGGACCGGUCGGCUGGCCGGCUCCCAGUGGCUCCCAGUCCCUAUCUGCCUCGCUGGCGCGCGCGACGUGACAGAUGCGGAUGGGCUUCGGACAGACGAGACAUAA
Molecule: messenger RNA, 792 nt
Organism: Heterobasidion irregulare TC 32-1
Lineage: Eukaryota; Fungi; Basidiomycota; Agaricomycetes; Russulales; Bondarzewiaceae
Exons: 2
Coding region: 1-792 (263 amino acids)
Source: RefSeq, a predicted model, not a curated record